Gryllus bimaculatus (two-spotted cricket) is the source of this 324-nucleotide messenger RNA. Lineage: Eukaryota; Metazoa; Arthropoda; Insecta; Orthoptera; Gryllidae. The record is from the annotation of a GenBank genome assembly.
AUGUUUGUUAACUUAGAUGUUUUGUUAAUGAUGCCGCAUCCCUACGUGUGUUGGUGUUGUGUUGCAGCCACGGAGAAGAAGUUCGAGCUGACGCAAUCCAAGCCCGACCCGGACAGCGUUCGCAUCGCUUGCAGCGCCAAGGGGCUCUUCCCGGAGCCCAAGAUGGCGCUGUACAAGACUCCCUCCGGCAGCAAGCUGAGCAUGCCGGACGUGGAGGUGGAGACGACGGCGAAGCAGGGCUCGUACGACAUCCGCGCGCAGGCGCUGAUGAGCGACGCGGACCUCGAGUCGCCCACCUUCUUCGACUGCGAGGUGAAGAUUCCG